Messenger RNA from Erythranthe guttata (spotted monkey flower), 1113 nucleotides. Its product is annotated as chromosome-associated kinesin. Lineage: Eukaryota; Viridiplantae; Streptophyta; Magnoliopsida; Lamiales; Phrymaceae. The record is from RefSeq and is a predicted model, not a curated record.
UCAGAAAGAAGAAAGAAGAAAGAUCCAUCGAUUAAUUAAGGAAAUGGCAGAAGAAGGGGCGCCUCCGCCUCCACCGCCGCCGCCGCCGACGCCGUCGCCGUCGCAGACGCAGGCGUGGCGCAGUUACAUAUCGGAAGAUCUUCCCCGCAGCGUCCAACAGUCGGCCGAUUCCGCCAUUCGCUCCGCCCGUUCACUCCAGGAAUCAUCUUCCACCCAUCUCCGCUCGAUUCAGGAUUUUGUUCCCCAAAUCGGUACUCGAUACAGAUACUAUGAAGACGCUUUCAUCCACAAAGUUAAAGAUGAGUUGAUGACCUUAAAAGAACACCCAGCUCUAGCAGGUGGAGUUGCUGUUACUGCUUUCUUCCUCCUUAUGCCUGGUCCUAGAAGAUUUUUGUUUCGUCAGACAUUGGGUCGACUUCAGAGUGAGGAGGCACAAUUUGUUAAAGCUGAAAACAAUGUCAAAGAGUUGACCUUAUCUGUUGACAUAAUGAAGAAGGAGAGCAAGAAACUGCUUGAACGAUCUGUGCUUGCUGAAAAAGACAUGAAACGUGGCCAUUCGGACCUCAUGGGUGCUGGAACUGAGAUUCAAAGCCUUGCAAGAUCAGUUUAUAAGACAGAAACUAAAGCUGCUGAUUUGAUGGAUCUGCUCCGAGAAAUUCCUGGUAGGGAGGCUUUGAAGCUACGAGCAGAUGUUGCUUCAAUGGCAUCACAUCUGCGGCAGCAAAGAUCGGCGAUGGAUAGAAGAAUCUUGAAGAUUUCUGAAUUAGGUGUUCCCGUGUAACAGUUUUGAUCCAAUUUCUCUAAUAACAACCCAUUGCUUCUAACACUUGGUGGCACCGGACGAAAUUUUGGGCCACUUUGUUGCUUUUUUCAUUCAGAAGAAGCAUCUUAUAAAGAACACGUACAUAUGUGCCCAAUGACAAUAUGUUGAAGCUUGAUUCUGCUUUACGAUCUCAUAGGUGGAAUCCGUUGUAAGACUUUGAAUGUGGUUUUGAUUUUUUAUAUUAUAUUAUAUCCAGAGUUACCAAAUUCGAUUUGGAAGAGAAAACUGUGAUUUUAAUGAACAGGAAGGCACUACUAUGCAGUAGUCGUGCUUUUUUUCUUUUUUUUCUU